Drosophila persimilis is the source of this 1377-nucleotide messenger RNA. RefSeq names its product opsin Rh6. Gene Ontology annotation, biological process: phototransduction; visual perception; G protein-coupled receptor signaling pathway. The transcript has 3 exons. Lineage: Eukaryota; Metazoa; Arthropoda; Insecta; Diptera; Drosophilidae. Gene Ontology annotation, cellular component: membrane. The coding region runs from base 126 to 1235 and encodes 369 amino acids. The record is from RefSeq and is a predicted model, not a curated record. Gene Ontology annotation, molecular function: G protein-coupled receptor activity.
AGUCCAGCGCCAAAGAAGAGUCAGCCAUUCUGCUAUGGACAGCAAAUAGUUGCCACAGCAGAGUACCCACAGUUCAAACGAAGCCACCACCGAAGUCCGAAGCCGGAAGCCUUUCCAGCGGAGUCAUGUUGAGCCUGAAUCCGCCGACCUACGCUUACAUGCGGGAUGGCCGCAAUCUCAGUCUGGCCGAGAGCGUGCCCGCCGAGAUCAUGCACAUGGUGGAUCCCUACUGGUACCAAUGGCCCCCCCUCGAGCCCAUGUGGUUCGGAAUCAUCGGCUUUGUGAUUGCCAUCCUCGGUACCAUGUCCCUGGCGGGCAACUUCAUCGUGAUGUACAUCUUCACCUCGUCGAAGGGUCUGCGCACGCCCUCCAACAUGUUCGUGGUGAAUCUCGCCUUCUCCGACUUCAUGAUGAUGUUCACGAUGUUCCCCCCGGUGGUGCUCAACGGUUUCUACGGCACCUGGAUCAUGGGUCCCUUCCUUUGCGAGCUGUACGGCCUGUUCGGAUCCCUCUUCGGCUGUGUCUCCAUCUGGUCGAUGACGCUGAUCGCCUACGACCGCUACUGUGUGAUUGUCAAGGGCAUGGCCAGGAAACCUCUAACGACCACAUCAGCGGUGAUCCGUCUCAUGGUCGUGUGGACCAUCUGCGGAGCGUGGGCCCUGAUGCCGAUGUUUGGGUGGAACAGGUAUGUGCCCGAGGGCAAUAUGACUGCCUGCGGCACUGACUACUUUGCCAAGGACUGGUGGAAUCGCUCCUACAUCAUUGUCUACUCGCUGUGGGUGUACCUCACCCCACUGCUGACGAUUAUAUUCUCCUACUGGCACAUCAUGAAGGCGGUGGCGGCCCAUGAAAAGGCCAUGAGGGAGCAGGCCAAGAAGAUGAACGUGGCUUCGCUCCGCAACAGCGAGGCCGACAAGAGCAAGGCCAUCGAAAUCAAGUUGGCCAAGGUGGCUCUGACCACCAUUUCGCUGUGGUUCUUCGCCUGGACCCCCUACACCAUCAUCAACUAUGCGGGCAUCUUCGAGUCCAUGCACCUGAGUCCGCUCAGCACCAUUUGCGGAUCCGUAUUUGCCAAAGCCAAUGCCGUAUGCAAUCCCAUUGUCUACGGCUUGAGCCACCCCAAGUACAAGCAGGUGCUCAAGGAGAAGAUACCGUGCUUGGCCUGUGGCAAGGACGAGCUGCCCUCUGACUCCAGGACUCAGGCCACGACGGAGAUCAGCGAAUCCCAGGCAUAAACCCAUUAAAGAGGAGACGACGACUGCAGCAGACAGGAACUGACAGCUUUAGAGUACUACAAACACGGCUCAGACUUAGACUAUCUUGCAUAUAGCCCAAGGAACAAACAAAAACACACAAAAAAAGUUGGCAAUGAAAAAA